Sorex fumeus (smoky shrew) is the source of this 1831-nucleotide messenger RNA. RefSeq names its product ELMO domain containing 1 (gene ELMOD1). The coding region runs from base 266 to 1264 and encodes 332 amino acids. NCBI's taxonomy places the organism in Eukaryota, Metazoa, Chordata, Mammalia, Eulipotyphla, Soricidae. The transcript is spliced from 11 exons. The record is from RefSeq and is a predicted model, not a curated record. Gene Ontology annotation, molecular function: GTPase activator activity.
CUCUCCGCGCAGCUCGCGCCGCCGCCCAGCCGUGGGCCCGGGCGCAGCCGCCUCGCUCAGACCCAGAUUCGCGCCGCCCCCGCGACCCGCCCGGCCCGGCCCGCCUGCGUCCCGCCCGCAGCAGCUGAGCUCGCGGCUCCAGCGCCGGCCAGGGUGAUGGGCACGCGACGGCCGCGACCCGAGACCUGCUGAGUCCAGUGCUCACUUACUUGGACAAAGACAUACUUGUGAACCAUUACUUGAGGCCAGUUGGGGUACCGUCUAAAUGGUCACCAUAGGCACCAUGAAGCACUUUCUGAGAAUGUUGAUCCAGGUGUGCCUGUACUUGUAUUGUAAAUGUUUGUGGCGCUGCCUGAAGUUUGUGAUGAGGAAGCUGACUGGGAGAUGUGAACUUCAGCGAAUCUGUUACAGUACCAAGCCGGGGGCUUCUAGAACCAUGAAAAUCGAAACAUCACUGAGGGAUUCAAAAAAUAAGUUGUUGCAGACUGCAGUGAGUGUUCACCCGGAUGCUAUCGAGAAGACCAUAGAAGACAUCAUGGAACUGAAAAAAAUCAACCCUGACAUAAACCCACAGUUGGGCAUCUCCCUUCAAGCCUGCCUCCUGCAAAUUGUUGGUUACAGAAACCUGAUUGCAGAAGUGGAAAAACUGCGCAGAGAACCGUACGACUCUGAAAAUCCGCAGCAUGAAGAAAUGCUUCUGAAAUUAUGGACACUUUUGAAGCCUAAUACACCGCUGGAAUCUAGGGUUUCUAAGCAAUGGUGUGAAAUUGGUUUUCAAGGUGAUGAUCCUAAAACAGAUUUUCGAGGAAUGGGCCUUCUGGGACUAUACAAUUUGCAGUACUUUGCAGAAAGAGACACAGCAGCUGCCCAGCAAGUCCUCUCCGACUCUCUUCACCCCAAAUGCAGCAAAUUCAGCAAAGCAGAAUGGGAGAAGAAAAGGAUGGAUAAAGCAAUCGGAUACUCAUUUGCCAUUGUGGGUAUCAAUAUCACUGACCUGGCCUAUAACCUCCUGCUCAGCGGAGCUCUGAAAACUCAUUUCUACAACAUCGCUCCAGAAGCCCCGACGCUGCCUCACUUCCAGCAAACGUUCUGCUACUUGAUGCAUGAGUUUCAUAAAUUCUGGAUUGAAGAAGACCCGCUGGACAUCAUGGAAUUUAACCGUGUGCGGGAGAAGUUCCGCAAGAGGAUCGUGAAGCAACUGCAGAACCCCAACAUGGCCCUGUGCCCACACUUCACAGCCUCGGAAGGUUUACUCAACAUGUAACCACCUGCUCUGGUUUGAACAGAUCCCCAAACACUGCCUCGCUGUCGUGUUAGAUCUUCGCCUAGGUCCCAGUCCUCACUGAAUGCACACAGUGACCGUCUGCAUGCCUUUCCAUGUGUUCCUCUCUCUGUCCUGAUAGCCAGAUGCCCAGGCUGCCUGCCACCUGCGGCACCAUGCAGUGUUACAUCUUGCCUUGACACCCCCCCCUCCAGGUAUGGAGAGAGUUUUCUAUUUUUUUAAGAUUGUUUUUCUCCCUCCUCAUACUUCAGCAUUUAAAAAAAAAAUGCAACUGUAUUUCUCCUCGCUGUAUUUUGUAAGUGAGAGACUUAGCUUAAUCUUGUUCUGUGAAAGCAUUUAAUUUGUUAAUAUUAUUCACGGUUCCCACUGCUAGCUAGCUUUGUAAGCCAGGCUCCUGCUCGGACCUCAUUCCAAUAAAGUAUAAGACUUAAAAAAAAAAAAACUACAGACAGACACAUGAUAAGCCAAACCAUUCCUGCAAACCUUGCUGAGCUUCGGGAAAAAUGUAACAAGUCUUCCAAGAUGCAAAUGUAGGUAGUACUGCUUUUG